This is a messenger RNA of Rhizophagus irregularis DAOM 181602=DAOM 197198, 1290 nucleotides long. NCBI's taxonomy places the organism in Eukaryota, Fungi, Glomeromycota, Glomeromycetes, Glomerales, Glomeraceae. The record is from RefSeq and is a predicted model, not a curated record.
CCUUCCUGGGUUUCAUUUAAAUAUUCCCCGAGUACAGCAUCUUCCAUAUUACGAACAUUGCGACAUUGGAAAGAAAAAUCACCUACACCUGCAGCUCUAAAUUGGGAAGCCAGGCAGCGGGAACAUUCUAGGAUAACUUUUUUGCGAGAAUCUGAGGUUUUUGAAAAUCUUAAAAAAUACCAUCACGUAGAUGAAGAUAUUAACAUAUACACCCGUUAUCGACUGCCAGUUAGCACUCAAGCUCAAUAUUGUGAUGAUGAACAUAGAUUCGCAUAUUCUGGAACAGGUCGCACCAAGUUUAAUAUCACAAUGUUAACAGUUCCUACAAUGGAAGAUGACGUCUAUCCGACAUUAAGUAUUUUUCGUGCAUUUCAAAUCGAUGAUUACAUUCUGCAAUCUGGAAACCAACAGUUAACACUUUACGAUCGUUUAUUAUUAACCUUACUACCAAAGUUUGUUUCUUUACGUGCAUCAUUGCGUGAGUCUUCUUCAGUCCAAAUGCAAGUUGUGCCAAUUCUAGGAGACGUUAUUGACACUCUACUUUAUCGAUUACCUUCAUCCGUCAGAUUUGAUGCCAUUGACUGUUCUAAUUUGGCUGAUUAUGUGUCAAUCCUCAAUAUACUUUUUUCCACUGCACCUAGGUUAAUGGAUAACUCUCUAUUAACUUUACAGCUAAUGAAAUUACGUGAAUCACCUUCCAAACCUAUGAAUGAGUUUGUAGAGGAACGACUUGGUGUGAAUUUAAAUGUCAUUGCAUCUUUGACAGGAAUCACAUAUAUAGACGCUUACUAUAAAGAUUUUGCCGUAUACUCCACAUGGAAAUUUGAUAUAAAAUGUAAAACCGAAGAUAUAGAGAAAAAACCUGUUACAUUAAUGAUGGAUGUAAUAUCGGUUGCAAAUGCUUGUUGUACCGAUUAUACAACACGCAUUAAAGGACUUAGUAUCAAUACUCUCGUGCGUCUGUUUCAAAUAAUGGUUGUCCGAUUUCCUGAAAAAACUAUAGCAAAAUUAUUUAGAUUACUUUUUGCAUCUGAAGGAUUUAUAAGACAUGUCAAAAAUUUUGAAAUGCAUUCGAUAGAGUUGAAAACUUUUAUGACAAUGCAUCUGUCUUCUUCAAUAAUUAUGAAACUUGAUGAAUUUAAAGACCUAAAAGCGCCUAUUGCCAGAUAUUCUGUGAGAUGGAAAACAGAUAUGAUAAAUAAGAAUAAUAUGUUUACUAUGGUGCAUUCAGAAGCGGAAAUAUGGCUACGAUUGAUCAAACCGGCUCCCAAUGGUGGUACUACUAGGACU